Aspergillus mulundensis is the source of this 1902-nucleotide messenger RNA. Its product is annotated as cleavage polyadenylation factor subunit MPE1. Bases 1 to 1902 code for a protein of 633 amino acids. Lineage: Eukaryota; Fungi; Ascomycota; Eurotiomycetes; Eurotiales; Aspergillaceae. Gene Ontology annotation, biological process: protein ubiquitination; ubiquitin-dependent protein catabolic process; mRNA processing. The transcript has 4 exons. Gene Ontology annotation, molecular function: ubiquitin protein ligase activity; zinc ion binding. Gene Ontology annotation, cellular component: nucleus. The record is from RefSeq and is a predicted model, not a curated record.
AUGUCAUCCUCUGUUCACUUCAAGUUCAAGUCUCAAAAAGAACCCUCGCGGGUCACUUUCGAUGGCACCGGUAUCUCUGUCUUCGAGUUGAAGCGAGAAAUCAUCAAUCAAAGUAGAUUGGGUGACGGUACUGAUUUUGAACUAUCUAUCUAUAACGAAAACACCGGGGAAGAAUACGAUGAUGAUACCAGUGUCAUACCACGCUCUACCUCUGUUAUUGCACGAAGGCUUCCAGCUUCCCGACCUGGUAAGGGCGGCGCUGCUCGAUAUGUGUCCGGGAAGAUGCCAGUGAACGCCCGCAGUGCGCCCCGUAGCGACCAGUCUGCCUUAGGCCGAACAGUUUCGAAUCCUUUACAACCGGUCAGCAAUGGUGUACAAGAAUUGAAUAAUGCUCAGACAGAAGAGGAGAAAAUCAAUGCUCUCUUUAACCUUCAAGCGAAUCAAUGGCGAGAGCAGCAGCAAGAGAUGGCCAACGCAACUCCUGUUCUGUUUGGUCGUGGUAGAGGUAAACCGGUCAACGUUCCAGAUCACCCACCGCCGCCUGGGUAUCUAUGCUAUCGUUGCCGUGAAAAAGGCAAGUCUCUAUACAGUCACUGGAUCCAAGCAUGCCCCACGAAUAACGACCCAAAAUUUGACGGCAAAUACAGAGUGAAGCGGUCAACAGGAAUACCGCGGUCUCUGCAAACUAAAGUCGAGAAGCCGGAGUCUUUGAUGCUCGAUGGAUCUAAUGAGGACCUACGGAACACGGGCGUUAUGGUCAAUGCAGAUGGUGACUUUAUCAUUACUAAACCUGACCAAGCGUCCUGGGAGUUAUAUCAAGAAAAGGUUAAGGCGACAGCAGCGGCCGCAGCUGAAGCGGCCGCUGCAGAACACAGCAGGGAGCUACAAGCUCGCGGGUUAGAGUGCCCGAUUGACAAGCGGAUGUUCUUAGAGCCCGCGAAGACGCCCUGCUGUCAGAAGACUUACUGCAAUGACUGUAUCACAAAUGCAUUGAUUGAAAGUGAUUUUGUAUGUCCUGGCUGCGGUACCGAGGGUGUUUUACUUGAUAACCUCUCUGCCAAUGAUGAGAUCGUCCUGGAAAUUAAAGCCUAUGAGGCUGAGAAAGCAGAUUCGAAGAAAGAAAAGGACAAGCAGCCAACGCCAGUCAAAUACCAAUCCGACAACAACACGCAGGCGCCUAAUGCUGACUCUAUUGAAAGACAAGACGGUUCACAGUCAACGCCUGUCUUGCCCAAGAAAAGGCCCGCUGAGGAUGAACCUAUUAUCGCGGCUAAUCAAGACCAAGGUUCGGGUGCGUCUCAAAAGAAACAAAAACCUGAUGAUGGCCAAUCGUCUACCGAGACCUCUCAGCAACAAUCAGAGAACUCAACUAACGCCUUGUCGUCGUUUCCUUUCAACCAGCAGAUGCCUUUUGGAAUGCCUGGAUUUCUUCCAGGUCCAGGAAUACCUGGGAUGCCCUUUCCCGACACCGCAUUUGGUGCUGAUGGGAUGGGGCUCAUGAAUCCCAUGGGACUGUCUACAGGAAAUGGCUUUCAGCCCAACAUGGACCCUACCUGGAACCCCCUGAAUAUGAUGGGCUUCAAUCCACUGUCGACCGGCAUGUACAACAACCGUGCAAAUGGACCUGUUCCCAAUGGGUUUGGUGCGUCUAGCGCCUACAAUGGCACAGGUGAGCAACCAUCGAACAUGUUUGCCAUGCCUCAGAUCCAGGGGUCCAUGGCGCAGAAUCCUGGAUUCGGGCAAGGGAUGGGGGCAGGCAAUUUUUCCAACCAGCAGCGGACUGCGUUCAGCACACCAUUUACUAGGGAGGAGGACUCCCCUUACUUCCGCCAGCCGGUGAACCCCCAGCGACAUCAAGCCAGACACCGAAGAAUAAGGCCAAGCGAUUAUCGAGAACUCUGA